AUGCAGCCUCCUGUGUUGGCUAUGCCGGAUUUUGGUCGAAAAUUCGUCUUACAAACUGAUGCGUCCUCCUUGGCUAUUGCGGCGGUGUUGUCUCAGGAGGUGGAUGGCGUCAGGCAGCCAAUUGCUUAUGCUUCACGCACAUUGACACCCUGUGAAAAAAAGAGUUCAUCUGUUUAUGAGCUGGAGUGUUUGGCUGUUGUGUUCGGGAUAAAUAAAUUUCGAAGGUUUUUAGAACAUAAAGUGUUUCUCCUUGAAACCGACAACCAGGCACUAUCUUGGCUCCUCGCUCAUCCUCGUCAGCUUGGGAAAAUUGGUCGUUGGGUCGUUCAAAUAUCUUCCCUUAAAUUUACUGUGCAACAUGUGCGUGGCACGCAAAAUAUCAUUGCCGAUACGCUUUCUAGGAUGUACCAUACUCCCGGCGACCAACUUCAGGAUUUGGAGCCGGUAUGUGGGGCUGUGCUGCUUGACUGUCCUCUGGCCUUUUCGGAUAUCCUCCCUCAUCAACUAAAUGAUCCCGAGCUGGCCAAUAUUAUCUGUGAGCUUCAAGGGGGAGGUGCCCACCCCCCGUACUUUCUGUCCCAAGGUACCCUUUGCUGUCGAGCUAGGCAGCGGGGGAAAGCCCAAAUUAGUGCUGCCAAGUCUUCUUGUACCGAUGGUCUUUCAUUAUUUCCAAACUUCUCCCGUGGGCGGUCAUUUAGUGGCGGAGAGAGACCUCUGGAGAAGCUUUUCAACGACUACGUUGGGGCUUUCGCUCGUAGCAAGUCAGGUAAUAAGUUCCUGCUUGUCUGUGUAGAUGCUUUCUCCAAGUUCGUCUGGUUGUUUCCGUUACGAAGCGCCACAGCUCAGCUCACGACUAAGGUGCUCCGUACCAAUCUUUUCCAACAUUUCGGAAUUCCCGCCACUAUAGUAUCCGAUAAUGGAACUCAGUUUUUGUCCAAUGAAUUCAAGAGAAUGUGCUUUGGGCACGGUAUUCGCCAUGUGACGACUUCGCCUUACUACCCACAGCCCUCCCACGCAGAGCGUUUUAACCGUAAUCUGCGAUCAGCCCUCAUUGCUUUCCAUGCUAAAAAACACGAGACGUGGGACCAAGCACUCCCUUGGAUUCAAUUUGCUUUUAACACAGCUGUUCAUGAAAGUCACAAGGCGGUGCCCUUCGAGUUGUUGUUUGGGUUUCCACCCAACAACCCUUUGGCUAAUAUUUGGAGGAUUGGGGACCUUCUGCCACCGCCUGGUACUCCUGAUGUUGCUAGCACUUGGGCAGCUGCCCGGCGAAAUCUUUUCAGGGCUAGGGAAUUGCUGAGGAGGAGCUGA
Molecule: messenger RNA, 1311 nt
Organism: Homalodisca vitripennis (glassy-winged sharpshooter)
Lineage: Eukaryota; Metazoa; Arthropoda; Insecta; Hemiptera; Cicadellidae
Exons: 2
Coding region: 1-1311 (436 amino acids)
Biological process (GO): DNA integration
Molecular function (GO): nucleic acid binding
Source: RefSeq, a predicted model, not a curated record